Molecule: messenger RNA, 499 nt
Organism: Glycine soja
Lineage: Eukaryota; Viridiplantae; Streptophyta; Magnoliopsida; Fabales; Fabaceae
Product: 50S ribosomal protein 6, chloroplastic
Exons: 1
Coding region: 66-362 (98 amino acids)
Biological process (GO): translation
Cellular component (GO): ribosome; chloroplast
Molecular function (GO): rRNA binding; structural constituent of ribosome
Source: RefSeq, a predicted model, not a curated record
AAUAUGAAAAGAUAAGGAGAGGGAUAAAGCGGUAAGGGAUGAGUGUUUGAGAUAGAGCGAAAGAGAUGUCGUUGGUUUCAAGCAUGUUCGGGUGUGGAGUGGUGAUGGCGGCGUCGCAAGCAAUGGGAAUUGGAAGGAGAAGCGAUGGUGGAUUGACGAUAGUGUGUUCGUCUAGGCCGCAGAAGAAAGCGACGGCGCAUCACAUGAAGACUCGGCCUCGGAAGACGCAGGCAUGGGAUAGAAACCGCAAGCCCACCGUCUACGAUCCACUCCCUCCUCUUCCUCCUGAUUGGACCCUCGUUAUUCCCGCUGACGCUUCUUCUGCUCCCGUUACGCCUCCGCCUCCAACUCCCUCUGCCUAGUCACUCUCUCGGUACUCUCUCUCGUUUUCAUGUAGUCUUAUCUUUAAUUCCAGCAGCUUUUCUUUCAUGUUUUCAUCUCAAAUCAAACCUUCAUCAUUUGUUUUGGAUCAAUAAAUGUUUCUGAAUUCUCUCUCUUU